Molecule: messenger RNA, 7397 nt
Organism: Pelobates cultripes (western spadefoot toad)
Lineage: Eukaryota; Metazoa; Chordata; Amphibia; Anura; Pelobatidae
Source: the annotation of a GenBank genome assembly
AUUUGAAGUUUGCACCGAGAGGAUUUGUUGUUAUGAAGACUUUGGCUUGAAGGGAAAUGAACAGCAUGGAAGGAUCCAGUUUUGGGAUAGACACUAUACUCUCCAACGCUGGUUCUGUCAGCCCUGCUAUGUUGAAUGGAGACUUUAGGGAUGGCAGGGGGGCGGAUUUUAGGAACCAGGGCCCGCUGUCACCCAGCUCGGAAAUAGACACUGUGGGGGGGAGUUCCCCUUCAUCUCCUAUCUCAGUGACUAUGGACUCUGCAGAUCAGCACCGGCUGGUGGAUAGCGCCCAUCAUCAGGCUCAGCAUCUCCAUCACCUCCACCACAGCCAGCAACAAUCCCCCUCCUCACAGCAGCAGCAGGCUCAGUCAGGCUCUGCUCCCAGGACUUCCACUUCUUCCUUCUUAAUUAAGGACAUUUUGGGAGACAGCAAACCUUUGGCAGCCUGUGCCCCUUACAGUACCAGUGUGCCGUCCCCUCACCACACUCCUAAACACGAAGGCAAUGUACCCACAGAAAGUUUUAGGCCCAAACUAGAGCAGGAGAUGUCAGAUGGGAAGGGGAAGCAGGACAAAAUCAGAGAAGACUUACAUACAGACAUGAAAGGACAUGGUGAGUUUUAACUAUAUAUUUUUUAUUUAUUUAAAUUAAUUUGUUAUUAUUAUUAAAUAUAUAUUAUUUUAUAGGGAUAAAUACUGGGUUCUUGCACAAUAAUUAUUACCCCAGAAAAUCAAUCUGGUAUAAUAAAAAUGAAAUGCUGGGUUCUUGAACGAGAAAUAUUAACCGAGAGAAUUAAACCGCUAUACCAAAAUAUAUACAGUGAAAUGUGUAGAUAUGAAAAUUACAGAUAAAAUAUUAGCUUUAAUAUUUUAAAAUUCUCUUUCAGAGAUGUCCUUUAUGUAAAUCAAUCCGUAGAGGAAAAAUAAAAAAAGCAUUGAGUCUGGUUGCAAAUAAAUUAAAUAAAUUCCUUGUUAAAUGGCAGGUGCACAUAUGUAUAUUGUAUAUAUAUAUAUGUAUAUUCUGCGACUUCAAGUAUUUCUCAUUUAAUAUUAUUUAACUUAAAAUACACAUUUUGUGUAGAAAUCUAAGUUGGAAGGGGAAACAACACAUAUAAACAUAGUUAAGAAAUAAUAUGUUUAUAACGUGCACAUUUUUAUUAUAAAAAUGUUUUUUUAAAUAGAUAUUAUUACUUUUUUAAUGAUCUGAAAACUGCAUUCAUAAUUAAUACUAUAAAUACGUUUUGCUAAAGAAAAAAUUAAUAAAUUAAUAUAAGUAAAUUAAUAUAAAUUCGACCAGGCUAGGCUCAUAAAUCAGAGCGUUUCAGCACCUGGAGUUCAUGCAAUAAUGUAUUAAUUUACACAUAAUCCCAUGUUAAAUAAGGGGUUGAUGAUUGGAAACUGCUGUGCUAAUUAAUGGAUCUCGCUUUCUUUUUUUUUUUUUUUCUUCUUCUUUUUUUUUAUUGUACAAUUGUUCUGUUACAGUGAUUUUUAAAUAAGUGGGGGGUGGGGGGGGAGGGGGGGUUCAUGGAGAAUAAAGUAAACCCCCAUAAGAACUGUCACACUGAGAUUCGUAUUAAUAAAUCAAAUGGUGAUUCAUUUUGGUAUUGUAAUUUUUCUUUUUUUAACAUUAGUGAUCAAAAACAGAUGUACAGUCUGGCCUGGUGAUUUUUUGUGUGUGCACGGUCCUCCCCAGUGGUUCAAUUAGAGAGAUUAUGGUUCUUCCUGCAGGGAAGAUAAAGGAGUGAUGAAAAAUACUGGUACAAACAGAAAUGCUUUUGACAUAUUGAUUCCUUUUCAUUUCAGACAAAAAAAUAAAUAAAAAAUAAGUAUAAAAAACAAAACAAAAAAAAAAGCACAUAUAAAAUUUAAAAUAGAAUCUUGGAAUACCAAAUCCGAAUUUUCGUUAGCAUUCAGUUCCUUAAAUCUGAUCUGUAAAGCUGGUGUCAUGACUUCUCUCUAAUACAACAGCUGUGACAACAGGAGAAUUUUUUUUUUAAAUAAGAAAUUGAGUCAUUUAGUCUUAAUAUUAAUUUCACGAAUUUGUAACAUUGUUUCAAAUUUUAAUAUCUAUCUAUCUAUCUAUCUAUCUAUCUAUCUAUCUAUCUAUCUAUCUGUCUAUUUAUGAUGAUAACUUGUGUUGUGGUAGUUAGUAGUUGGUUUGUGUAUUUAAUGGAUUUCUUCCAUUAGGUACUAAAGAAGAGGGGGAUCGGGAGAUUACAAGCAGCCGAGACAGUCCGCCGGUUCGAGCUAAGAAGCCGAGGAAGGCUCGGACUGCUUUCUCAGACCAUCAGCUCAACCAGCUGGAGAGGAGCUUCGAGAGACAGAAGUAUCUGAGCGUCCAGGAUCGCAUGGACCUGGCAGCGGCCCUCAACCUGACAGAUACCCAGGUCAAGACCUGGUACCAAAACAGGAGGUAAGGGCAAGGUCACUAUUGGUAGACUGGCACCGAAACUGGCAUGGGGUAUAGCUGGCUGUUAUGGCAUAGUGACUGACAAAGUGACAAACAGAGUGACUGACUGAAACUGGGACUGACAAAGGGACAAACACAGAGGGGGACUGACAAAGGGACAGACAGAGUGACUGACCGACACUGGGACUGACAAAGGGACAGACAGAGUGACUGACAAAGAGACAGACAAACAGGGUAAUUGACACAGAAACUCUCACAGAUACGUACAUAGCCAGUGAUUAAUACUGAGGCUGAAUGAGUCACUGACUGACACAGGGAUGGACACAGAAACAUUCUUAGACAGGGACUGACACUGGGACAGAGAGUUACUGAGUGACACAGGGACUGACACAGAAACAUUCUUAGACAGUGACUGACACUGGGACAGAGAGUUACUGAGUGACACAGGGACUGACACAGAAACAUUCUUAGACAGUGACUGACCCUGGGACAGAGAGUUACUGAGUGACACAGGGACUGACACAGAAACAUUCUUAGACAGUGAAUGACACUGGGGCUGAAUGAGUCACUGACUGACACAGGGACUGACAGAAACAUUCUUAGACAGUGAAUGACACUGAGACAGAGAGUUACUGAGUGACACAGAGAUUGACACCGAGACAUACACAGCCAGUGGCUGGUACUGGGACAGAGUCACUGAUUUACACUGAGACUGGCACAGAGACAUACUUAGACAGUGACUGACACAGAGACACACAUAGACAGCAAUCCACAAAGGGAUAGACAAAGAGGGUGAAUGUCUUCCAUUGAGUCUAACAUGGAGACUUACACUGGGACAGACACAGAGACAGACUUUGACAAUGACUGACACAGAGACAGAAUGACAAUGACUAUAACAGAGACAGACAUGACAGCUACCUAAAUAGGGAUAUACGCAGAUGUUGACUGACUGACACUGGGACAGAAAUAGUGACAAUGGAUUGACAUAGGGACAGUCACAGAGGGUGACUGACACAGAGAUAGCCGCAGACAUUCGCAGAGGGGGACCGACUGACACUGGGAAACAUUCACUGGAAUUGGCUGGCACAGAAAUGGACAGAGAGACUGUUACAGAUGGUGACUGACAAACUGACACUGAUUGACAUAAUGGCAUAGAGAAUGAUUAACACAUAUGAAGACACUGACACAUAGACUCACAUAUAGCAUUACUGAAACUGACACCACCAUUGUUUAUGUCAGACAGUCCCUGUGACAGGCACUGGGACUGACACAGAGACAAGUCAGGGGAUGGGUGACAGAGACAGGCACAGGUAAAAGUGAGUAAAAAACAAACAAUAAAAAAAAGACCUAGAUUACAAAACAGAGACACACAGUGUGUUGCUACAUAGAUACAUACUGACAGAGCCACGAAAACAACAUAUGGAUAGACUGCGUUAUAUCUGCUUGAGACAGAGGCGGUGAUGGAGAGACAGAUAAGGUGAAAAACCUAAGGACAUGGAGAUAGGUUUAUCCAUUUUCCGGCCAGACAUAUUAGAUACAAACAGAUACACACGAAGGACACUGGGACACAAACCAUCACAGAACAGACAAAACAGACACAGUGACACAUCUAUACACAGAAAGUCCGAACCGAUGACUUAAAGGCUGCAGUUAAACGGAAGAGACACAAUGCCAGAGAUACAGUUCUGUCUAGCUGUGGAACACAACUCCCAAACUGCCCAGACAGCAUUAUGGUUGAAUACAAAAAUAGUAAGGGUGAUGUUGGCAACAGUUGAAACCCCCAUAAUCUUUCUAUCCAACAAAAAGCUGCUCUGCAUUUUUCUUUUAAAUUAUAUUGGUGGAUUAAUUAGUUGUAUAAAUUAAUGGGUGCAUUCCUUAAACAGUGCCCACUGACCUGCAGAAUUUAGGCCAACAGAUAUGAGUUGGAGAUUUUCCAGAAUGUGACUUUGUUUGUUAACUCAUCACAUCUCACCCUUUAGUGACGAAUACACCUCCUUAAUUUUAUAACUGCAAACACAGCCCACAGGUGUAUCUGGCUAUUUGAUUACUAGACGGAGGUGAAAUAUCUCAGCUCCAAAUUGUGUUAAAUCACACAAAUAAAUAUAUUUUCUUUUUUGAUCUACUAAAUAUGUCGCCUGUCUUAACAUUAAUCGUUGUAAGAAAAUAAUGUUAAGGAGUAAUCACACACUGUAAUAUAAAUACGUUAAUUCAUUCAUUCAUUAAUUAAUUCGUUCAUUCAUUUACCAAAACAAAAACAUGUAAAUGAUGAGUAAUUCAGGCACAAACAGAAAUUGCAGAAUGAACUGUCAGUAAAGCUUACAUUGAAUCCAGAAAAAGGGGGCCCAAAAUCCAGUUUAUCUAUCCCUUGGUACUUUCGUGGGUGUUUCGUAUUCAUAAAAGAAUUCCUCAUACUGCACAUAACGAGAUAAGUGCAGCUAAUUAAUAUCUUCAAAGAAAGAAAAAAAAAUCAACUAAUAUACACAUGAAUAAAUAAUGACAAAAUCUUGAUUACAAAACUAGGGACAUGUUAGUCUUCCUGUGUCAUAAGAACACACUGGGAAGAAAUCCCACUGCAAAUUAAUUAGGCAGUACUGCACCAGAUAUGUGUUUUUAUUAUAAUUCAAUUAUAAAAUAAUUUUUAUUUUUUCUAAACAACAAUUUUAUGCAGGCCCCACUAUUUUAAUUAAACAAACAAAAAAAAUGAUAUAUAGAUAUAUAUGUAUCUUUUACUAAUCUGUAAUCAGCCUUAAUUUUCUUGUGGUUGGGUAGUUAAGUUUUUUUUUUUUUUUUUUAAUUUACAAGAAAAUGAGGUGCAGUUGUAUUUUCCAUAAUUUUCUGUCUCAUUACAUACAGUUUCAGCCACCCUAAUUCUGUCGAAAAACAUUAAUGUCAUCUAUUUGCAAUCUAAACAGUUUGCCAUUGGUGUGUUUAGUAAUUCCGCCUUGCUACUCUGUAGCCACUUGCUCGCAGGCUUUAAGAGACAUUCAAAUUUGGCAGAAAGAUUAAAUAAAUGCGUGAAUAUUUUUGUCAGAAAUUAGUUUUAUAAAUUGUCAAAGCACAGACAGGAAAAGUAGUGAUAUUUAACUGCUUGCUUCGUUCUGAUCUCUGCUGACUCGUGGUAUAUUUUGAGCUGCAGGCUUUAGUUGAAGUUGUUGAGGAUGAGUGUGAAUAUAGAAAGUUAUCAUUGAAUUCAAAUAAAUGAUAAUUUAAUUAUACAGCAUAUAUAUAUAUAUAAUGCUCACACAAUUUUAGCGUAAAUAAGUCAAUGGGAAAAUGCAAUAAAACCUUAGACAUCCUUUGUCUUUUAUUUGUAAUAUAAGGCGAUUUAAAACACAAACAAACCAACAAACAAAAACAAAAUAAAAUCAGUAUAAGAUAUAUAUAUAUAUGUAUUUAUAUAUUUAUUGCCUGGCUGUAUGACUCAAAAAAAACCUUAAACGAAACAAAAUGUAUGUAAAAUUGUAGGAAAAACACAAAUAAAAUCAGAACACAUCUAUGAUUAUUACCGAUUAGGGAUAGGAAAGGAAUUAUUGGGUACUUUCAUUGUUCCUUAUUUAGAUAAUUCCUCACCAUACGGUGCAGCGACUAAACCCUAUAAAAGAAGUAAAAAUCCCAGAUAACUAAAUAAGACUAAUUCUAACAGAAAUGUAGCCCAAUCUAGGCUAAUAAUUUGAAUAAUCUUUCCUGUUUGUGAUUUUAUAACUUGUAUCUGUUUUCCUGCUUGCCUUAUUAGAAUUGUAAUCUUUUUUUUUUUUUUUUACUGUUUUGUGAUAUUAUUAUUUGUAUCACCUUUACUGUUUUGUGAUAUUAUUAUUUGUAUUCGAACAUUACUGUGUGAUAGUAUAAAUUGUUGUGUUUCGGUUUUGACUAAUUUUGAGGGUCUUUUAAAAUAUUCUGCUCCUGCCAUGAAUUGUUUCACAAAAUAAAGUUCUCCCCUUUGAUGUGUUUUGCUUUAGGACAAAGUGGAAGCGUCAGACAGCAGUUGGUUUGGAGUUAUUGGCUGAAGCUGGCAAUUAUUCGGCUCUCCAGAGAAUGUUCCCCUCUCCAUACUUUUACCACCCCAGCCUGUUAAGUAGCAUGGACAGCACUACUGCUGCAGCCGCCGCUGCAGCCAUGUAUAGCAGCAUGUAUAGGACUCCUCCAGCCCCUCAUCCUCAACUACAGAGACCUCUGGUCCCCAGGGUUUUAAUCCAUGGCUUGGGACCUGGAGGACAACCAGCUCUUAAUCCGCUGGGGAACUCAAUCCCAGGUACCCCUCACACACGGUGAAACCAACACUCCUUCCCAGCACUAUCACAUCCUUACAGACCCCUUUACAGAAUCCACAAGGACAAACAAAAUACCAAAACUCUGGGGACAUAGAGAUGGCUUAAAAAUCAGAAGGACAGGUGAAAGAAUUUAUGGAACCCACCAACAUCAUCAUCUCUUGAACAUCCAGGAGGGACAUUAGCACUGGCAACUGAGUGUUUAAUGAUUAAGAAAAUGAACAGUUCUUUCUCGGAAAGUGGUUCAAGAAGAGCUAUCAGAGCAUGGAGAUAAGGUUAUCUGCAGAUGAGAAUGGUAUGCCUUGUGUAGGACACUCCAUACUAGACAAAGGAGGCAGAAGAAAGACUUGAGUCCAAAGGCAAGUGGAAAGAGCUCUGCCCCACAGAAAGACGAGGGAAUGUAGAAAAGAGGGUAUAUGAGAACUUUGCACUGAACGUGUGUGUGCUUUUUCAUUCUGAAAGUAGCAUGCUCAGUAAUAUAAAAUGUACAUUUGAAAAAAAAAAGACUGUGAUAUAUCAUAUUUAUUAUAUGUUGUCUUUAAAAAAAAGGAAGACAGAAAAAGUCACUACUCUACAUUGAUUUUCUUUUCAUUUGGAGCAAGUCAAAUAAAUGCUUAGAUGAAGGAUAUAGAUUUUUUUUUUGGUGAUUGAAUUUAAACAAGAAAAAAAACAAAACAAAAAAAAAAACAAGACUAAACAAAUCUAUCUUUUUUAACAUUUGCU